UUCUUGUUCAAUUCAAAUUUUUACUUUAAAGAAACAUAAAACAUGAAAAAUGAAAUCAUACCUCAAGUCUUGGUUUAUACAAUGAUGAUAUGGACAUCGAUGAUCAUAAUGGGGAACGCAAAGAAAGAUACAGACAUCAGGAUUUGUCAGUCGUCAACAUCAGCUACAAUUCUACUGGUGAAAGGUAACGAGGGAACAUGUUAUCAUUUGGCAAAAGAAAAAGCAAAUUACGAGGAAGCUAUGAGGUUUUGUACUUCACUUGGUGGAAACAUAGCAAACAUCCGAGAUCUCAAAACAUCAAAGUUGAGUCAAAACUUAUAUUGGUCAUACUCAAAACAGCCAACAGCACCGAAAUGCAAUGCCAUGCCAGGAUUCAAAAGUGUGAAUUGCAAGACUAACUUGCCUUAUAUAUGUACAACCAAUGCAGCAUACACUGGUCAGACUUUGAAAACGUUCUGGAGCGCGAAAAUCCAUUGUGUGGAUUCUUAUAAACUCAAUCUGUUAUCACCAAAAACUUUGAAGGACGUAGAAGCAACUGAGAAAUAUAUGAGAGAAAAAUGGGAGAGCUCAAGUAAAACUUUGUCUUGCACUGUAUGGAUUGGAAUUACAUGGAGAAACAAUAUUCUAACUUGGAAUCGUGGCGGUCACAGCAAAACAUUGGCAGACAGGAAAGAUCUUCCAUUCAAAAUUAUACCAGAAACUCCAGUGAAUGCAAAACAAGAUCAGAGAUACCAUGCAAUAAUGAAAUUUGAUGGGUUACAUUUCAUUGUAACUUGGGAACAAAAAGACGCGAGGGCCGAUUAUAUUUGUGGGAAUUUACCAGCAGUGCUGACUCAAAGACCAUUUGGGAUGGAAGGAGAGACAACGAAUUGGGAGACAAGUACCGGUAAUGCAACAGAUUCGACUCCAGAAGUCCGAGAUCAGAGUCCAGAAACCGAAAGACCGCAAUACUGGAACAUUAUACUGCUCCUAGUUGGGAUAAUUACACUGUCCUUGAUUAUACUAACCACAGUCUUUCUACGAAAGUACAAGAAAAGACAUGAAUCCCUCAGUAGCAAUUCAUCUCAAAAUGGGAGUAAUCAAGGUCAUUCUAACCCUACUUUCCAAAUGGAAACACAACAAGAGAACAUAUCAAGUUCCCUAUACAUUAGCAAUGCGGAUAUAGCUUCAAUGCCAAACCGUUCAACUCAGCCGAACAUCCAAAACGAACUACCAAUCUCAAGCAAUAGCCAACAACUCGAAAUGGUGAGGAUAUUUAAUGAAUGGCCUCGCGGAACCGCCCCUUACUUCCCUUUUACCAAUGAUAAGAUGGGAAACAACGCAGAAUCAGAAAAACUCAAUAGGGCAGUUUCAACAGUAUCAGGGCCAUAUGAGACUCCGAUGAAGUUCGAAACACCAAAGGGAUACCUGACUUUUGAAGUGUGUAGUGGAAUGCAAACAUUGGUAAUGAGGGAGUCUUCUGAUCAGUGUGUGAUAAAGAAACAUAAUCUAUAUCUUAAUCAGUCAACUAGCUUUGAACAGAAAAUAAUACAAAGCAAACGUAAAUCAUCGACAUACACUGCAAUGAAUAUGCUGAAUAAAAUAACUCCACAGCGCCACCAUCCCUAUCAUCAGAUUGAAGAAAACGUGCAAGGCAAGAAAAAGAUUAAAUUUUCAAAGUUGAGGUCAAGCAAAAGUUCUUCAUAUAUCAGUAUGAAAGGUCCUGUCACACAGAGACAACCAUCUGAUCCAGCCAAACAUAUCUAUGAACAAAUGAAAAUAAAGCCGCUCAGCAACAGAGCUGCAGCCAUGACAACUGUUGCCACAACAAAAUAAGCUUUGAUAGGAGUUCUAGAAGAACAAAAAAGCGAAACUGAAAACAUUUUUCAGACUGAGAAUGAUAUGCUAGAAAAAAUUACAACUCCAGCUAAAUUGAGCUGUAAAGAAGACCAAGGCAGUGAUGCCAAAAUGAAACACAAUGUCUCUGCUUAGUCUUAUUCAGUGGUUUUAAACCUUCUUGGUGUAGGUGAAACCUAACAAAACAUUGAAGAGGCCUGAGGAACCUCUGUGCAAUAGUAUAUUUGUUUUAUAUUGUCUGAAUUGUAUAAACUAUAAAUAUAUAUAAAAGCAAACCUAAAAAUGGAAAUUUAUCUUUAAAGUGUAGCAAGUUUGAUAAUAUUCACAAACCAUAUAGGUAUUUGAUUAUACUCAAACAAUAUAUAUAUAUGUAGUAAAAUAGACUGUUGGAUUUCGAUAGCUAUAAGAGCCCAGUUUCAUCCUAGAGCAAACAUUGCCUUUCUUGUAGCCAACAAAUUUAUAGCUGUUAUGGAAUAACAGUUAAUAACUUGAUUGUUUCAGACAUGAUUCAAUUUAUGCAUUUAGUUAGACAGUUCUUGCCUUCCAUUACUAACCUUUUUUAUCAUUUAUAUGAGUAUUCAACCUCGAACCUCUUGCAAUUUCUCAAAGGAUUCAAAUCAUACAAGAUAAAUCACAUCUCCUGGCAAAUGUUAUUCAUUUUUUUUUUUAAAAUGAGGUUUUUCUCUAGUAUGCAUCAUCAUGUGCUUUUUUAGACCAAUUGUCCUUGCAAAAUCUUUGCCACACAUACAGGAUAAAUCCGUGGUGAUAUGGAGAACGUCUAGGAGUUAUUAGUGAGUGUUUGCUCCCUAAACCACCGAGUUAAGUCAGGGCCAUUCAAGUCCCAAGAUCGUCGUCAAGACAAUCAAUGAUUUAAGUCUUGCUGGUAGUGAGUUGCGUACUAGUCAGUUAAAUUUACAUGACUCUAAUCCUGACAUGGGUAAACUACGGCCCCUGGCCCAAAUCCGACCCUUUGUUCAAUUCAAUUUGGCCCGCCUGAUGCUGCCACAACCAAACUAAAACAAAUUUUGAUGUUUUUAGCUAAAAAAUAUUUCAAAGAAUUUGUUGAGACUGCGAUUAAAUUUAGUUUUGGCACGAGGCUUAUCGUUUUCUACUUUUUCUUUUGCAACACUGUAAAUAUUGUUGAAAAAAUGUAACUGUUUACGUCACACUUACAUGGCCCGCCAGUCUUAGUGGGUGAAAUUUUUGGCCGUUGGUUUAAAAAUUUUGCCCAACAUUGCUCUAAUCGUAACAAGUUUUUGAUAAAUGAUGAAUCAAGCCAACCCAGCACUGUCGCCAAUACACAACCCUCAAGCCAUUAAAAGGUCCCAUUACUAUUACUCAAAGUAUCACAGUCUGAAGAUGAUUUUACUUGAAUACUCAUUUUAAAGUGAGUUUGCAUGAAUAUACACUGAUUUACAAACGACCAUGGUUAAUAUUGUAUAUAUACAUUUAUGUCUCAAGUUAGAAAAUUAUUUCUUCUGAAUAUAUAAUCCAGAUUACCUCAUUGGUUUGAUUCCUAUUUCAUAUCAGAGGUUACUGAACUUUUUAGGCGGUGCCCCCAUUUUUAGAAUUUGUCAACUCACACCCCACCUCAAUAAUAACUAGCUAACAAUAUGCCGCAAAUAACAGAUGGCAAGGCGAAAUAUGCUUUAUUCAAAAACACAUUGAAACGUAAUUAAUGAAAUAAAUUUAAAUAUCCAAAAUAAGGCAGGCAGGCUCAAAUCUAACGAAUGUUUUUAUUUUAAUUAGCUUUACGACCCCAAAAUGAGGUGGACAAGACAAUAUAUAACAAAUAUUUUUAUUUUAAAUAGCUUCACGCCCGCUCAAAAAAAUGUCUAAAUUUAAUAAAUUCAUUAAGUAGUGUUACCUUUGAUUCAUAACCCACAAAUACCAGAGUUUUGAAUUUGUGUCACUCCAGAUGACUUAAUCAGAGUUAAAACUUAAAGUUCAUCUCACUAUCUAUUUGUAGAAUAGUACUUGUUUGGCAUUUGGAGUUGAUGUUUCAAAAUUUAUUCAACCUAACUAGUAAGUUGCAUUUAUCUUAAUACUUAAAAGUAGAGAUGAAAGAAUUUUGUCUGGUUUAUCUUGGUUAUCUAUGCUAAUUUAUAUGAUCGUAUUCUGAUUUAAAUGUCUUUCAAUAUUGAUUUGUAUUUUAUAUAAAUAAAAAUAGCAGUGCCUCAAUGUGUCAGAAUGUAAUCUGAAAAGAAAGAUACUAUGUAUGAUAUCAAUAUGUAUUUUGGAGAUUUACCGUCACCCAGUUGCCAGAUAAGCUGAUUUUUCAUCUUAAAAAGAAAGAUACUUGGAUUGUCAGGCGAUGACAAAAGGAUGCCACAAGAUUGUGAACCAAGUCCUGUCAUCCAAUGACCUCCCUAACAGGGCUAGGUAGUAUGCGCAUCCCACUGGCUUCCAGCACUUUCUGGACAUGUGGGCUCGAGUGCGCAAGGUUCGUUUAUUAACAAUAUGAGAUAGAAGAUAAGGCUUGAUCAUUGUGAUUGAUUUGUCAACGAACAUGACUUAUUUUGUCAUUUUUUCAAUAUUAUUUUGUUAGAGAAGAUCGCUAUUACAAUCAACAAAAGCAGAGACAAAAGUGGAAAAAUUGAAAAACAAUAAAAGGCUGAAAACUAAAAGGAAGAAGUGGAUGAAAUUUCUUCCGACGGAUAGUGGUUGGAAUCACUAAAAGGAGGGGGGUGAUGGAAUUUCUUCCGAGGGAUAGUGAGGUGGUUGGAAUCAUUAAAAGCCCCCCCCCCCCUUUUUGCAAUAAAAUCAUCUUUCUGUAUCAUACACAGCAAUUUUUCGUAGCUCGAAACGCUUUUUAGACCCUCAAGACUAAUAAAAACAUGCGUAUUCCAGGCGCAAACUCUUUCAAUCUAACUUGGGAAAUAACAUUUUCAGAACCCCCCCUUAACAAUUUCCUGGCUACAUACAUCCCAGCAUGGCCAGACCCACUAAUUUAAAAAUCAUGCCAAUCUUAAAAUCUUAAUAAACGCUUUGCAAUGGAAAUGGAUUGGAAUUACUCGAAUGUACCAGAUCAAAAUGAAUUACAGGUAUAUGCCAUUCCAGUUCUAAAAUAGCUAUUACGCUCAGAAUUUAUUUUUGUUUAUGAAAAGUACCAGAACCGAUGACGAACAUAGGAAUAAGAAAUAGGAAAAGUCACCUGAAGCACACAAUACACAAGUCAUACUCCUUAGAAGAGUCAUAGCUAGUUAGGUUGAGACAGAAAUGUCUCAGAGAGACAAAAGUAUCGAUUUAUAUACAAGCUAUGCUUGGCAAGAUUUAGACUCACACAUCCAUAUACAGAGAUGACACAAUAAAGGGAAAAAAUUCCUAUUCUCAAUACCCAUGAUCUCUGGGAAAAACCAUAUAUAGAACAGAACUGUGAUGAAAUCUUCAACAGUGAAUUAGUACUUGUUGAAAUAGUUCAUGAUUAUAAAAGAGCAAAGUUAGUUACAAGACGUGUAAGACAUCAAAAGAUAUGAAGUUGAACAAAAUUGUGCUAUAUUCAAAGCAGAUACUGUAGAACCACAGCAAAGGCUAGAACAGACGAGCAAAAAUGAAGAAAAAAUUGUCAUUUAUGACUUUUCAGAUAAUAGAAUAGAAUGUUUAGUAUGAAGAGAAAAAGCUGAUAGGAUGAAGUGGUUAUACAAUUUGAGGCGUUUUAUUGGAAUGACUUGGAUUUAUCAACUCGCCAGUGAAAUUUACUAGACUCGAAACUUUGAUGACCCAUGACACUGCACCAUGGUUCAUUUUAAGGUGCGCUUGUGCAGUACCACCAGAACAUUUAUGCAGUAAAAUCUCCAUAUCCUGUCUAAAAAUGAAUCAGCUAAAUAUCAAGUUUCAGCAAUAAACAUGCAAGGAGGAACUAUCACAUUUAAAUGUGUAAUUCGUUUACAUUCUGAUAAUAUAUUAUACUAUCGUAAUAUUUCACAAGUUUGUAAAUCAUUCAGGACUCUGCUGAUUAAGCCUAAAACAUUCAUGUUCACUAGAACAAACAUUUGUAAAAAAUUUUGAGAGGGAACACUGCUCAGCACACAGAAUAUAAGACUUCUGCCAACACUGCCCUAAAGUGAGAUUAACAAUUUUCAAUACGCAGUCACCUUUUCGAACUGAAUUCAGACUGUAUUCUAAAAAUUUUGUUAUUCCUGAUCAAAAACACUCGGAUUGAAAUUAUUGAAUGGUUAAAAAUUUGCGAAAAGAAAAAUAGGAUUCGAACUCUGGUACUCCAAGCCGGUCACCCAUGUGAGUAAUAACCGAGGGCGACAGAGUUUUUCGUUAAAAUUCACGUCAACAAACUCGCUAUGUAUGGGGCCAUAUAUAAGCAAUAUUUUGGUAGGGCGCAAAGUCAAAGUCAGCUCUGCAUAUUUACCUAGCACAAAGCAAUCAAUCAGAUGUAGGUUGCACCUUGGCCCAGCCUAAACUAUUCUAUCAUAAGUGGUUAAAAAACUUUAUUUUUAGCUCUGCGGUUAUUGUUCAAUCCACCCCUUCUAGUUCAAUUCAAAUUUUUACCUCAAAGAAACAUAAAACAUGAAAAAUAAAA
Molecule: messenger RNA, 6370 nt
Organism: Styela clava
Lineage: Eukaryota; Metazoa; Chordata; Ascidiacea; Stolidobranchia; Styelidae
Source: RefSeq, a predicted model, not a curated record